Messenger RNA from Suillus fuscotomentosus, 1704 nucleotides. RefSeq lists its product as uncharacterized. NCBI's taxonomy places the organism in Eukaryota, Fungi, Basidiomycota, Agaricomycetes, Boletales, Suillaceae. The record is from RefSeq and is a predicted model, not a curated record. The coding region runs from base 1 to 1704 and encodes 567 amino acids. The transcript has 7 exons.
AUGGCUCAUCAUUCAAUGCUGGAUGAUGAACCCGAGAUCCACCCCAAUCCUCAAAAUCUUGCUACAGCUAUCAUCGGAAUUGGGCGAACUGCCCGCAAGCCAUACACCUCGUUCACACCCUCCCCUUCACGCGAAGGGCAACAUUCUAGCUACUCCAUGUGUCGUACAUUUGGCGACUCUCAGUUUAACACGACCGAGUAUCUGUUCUCGCCUCUUACCACAUCGUCAUCCACGCCGUCUGGUUCUCCAUCUAUUCCAAUACCCAUGUCUCCGUCCAUCCCUACAACACAUACUGACCUGGCUACUGUCACUUCAACAAUGCCAAUUACAGGCUCUCCAGUGUCUACUAUACCUGUCUAUCUGACCACCUCAGAUACCCAACACGGCGAUGUUCCCAUGGGCGACGAGCAUUCAUCCCAGCUGUUAAAUAAGCAAUUCGCUGAAUUAUCCGACAAAAUAGUCGGUCCUGCUCUUAGCAAAGCCGUUGACGGUAUGAUCCCGGCGAUGGUUGAACGGAUAGCGGGCGAGAUUAGAGGUCUCUCCUCUCCGUGCUCUCACCACCCUCGCGUCUUGAAACGCGGGUCUGUUGAAGAUUAUGAUACCGAGCCUGAACAUGAGGACGAUCUUACCCCUUCCCCUCACAGGAAGCAUCCAGGAAAGCGUGGUACUAAAAACCAUUUACAUGACUCGUUUCGUAAAUAUCUUCGGGAUAAACACCUUCUGAAGUCCAAGUCCAAGAAAGGUCCCUUGCCGCAAUCAUUUCCGUCGCAUGUGGUCGAAGCAUAUAAUCAUGAUAAUGAUAACCCGCCAACUUUGGACAAAAUUGCUAUCGAUUGGCAGGACUCUUUGAGGUCCUCUGUGUGGAACGCUGAAGCGGUCGAUUUACUAGUAGUAGACUUUCAAGAAAAAGUCAAGACAGGCAGUUUCCCAUUGGUAAUUUUCGACGAUGACACAAUGAACCUCGAUAAGUUACGCGUGCUUUGCAUCGACAAGCUCCGUAGCACUCAACAAGCUUGUCGAGAGCACAUGAAGAUUGAAGGAUUUGAAGACAGUCAACAGAGGGAGGUCGCUACCCGUGACUUGUCUUAUCGUAACAGUCGAAGGCAACACCUAGAUAGGUAUAAUACCCAUAAACAUGGGACGCUCGAAAGACAUAGGAAAGUCGUUGACCAAAAUCGCCACCGUAAUCCUCAAUCUUGGGACACGAUCAGGCGUAUAAUUGAUCGGCUUGAUGUUGAUGGAAUGAGCGGGGAUGAAACUGACACUCCUCUUGGUGCGACACCAAAGAUCGUGAGGCGUGUGGCUCUCCCAUGGAUCAGUCUGGCCAUCACUGAUCUCCUUCACGCUAUUGAGUCCUACGUUCCCGCAGUGUAUGAGGAGAACAUGUCAGUCCCGGUUGGUAACUCAUCGCUUCUUCGUCUCAUGGAGGCCAAAUGCGCCUCAAAAAACUCUAUUGCAAUUGCACGUCUCCCGCGCAAUUGGUAUGAUGACAAUUGGUUCAAAGCCCAUUCAAGCAGUGCGCGGGCAAUGCUUGAUGUGCACAAAGACUUUGAUCUCCAGCUCUUGGAUGCCUAUCAUUCUGCGAAUGAUAUUCGUCGGUUAAUUUGCAUCGCAGAGAUUCUAAAUUAUUACUACGUAAAUCUCGAUCGCAGUCCCAACAAGGAACAAGCACAUAAUACCGAGUCUACAGAUCGUUGUGGAUAA